Molecule: messenger RNA, 1200 nt
Organism: Kockovaella imperatae
Lineage: Eukaryota; Fungi; Basidiomycota; Tremellomycetes; Tremellales; Cuniculitremaceae
Exons: 3
Coding region: 1-1200 (399 amino acids)
Molecular function (GO): Hsp90 protein binding
Source: RefSeq, a predicted model, not a curated record
AUGCCGGCAGCUGGUCCUUCCAAGACCAAGAAAGAGGUCACAUUUGAAGAAUUCCAAAAGAUUUUGGACAGCACGCCCCUGUUCAUGAAAGAGACACCGGCAGACGAUGAUGACAACCCGGUAUUGCAAGGGUUGAGGUCACUCGUAUUGGAUGGAGAGGGCGAUGAAGUAGCGACGAAUUUCAAGAAUCACGGAAACGAGCUAUAUGCUCAGAAAUCGUACAGAGAUGCCGUGGAUGCCUACACAUCAGGUCUCAACGCUAAGCCCACAAUAUCAGAACUGCGUGUAUCGCUCCUGAACAAUCGCGCAGCCUCUCAUCUCGCUCUUAAAAACUACGGAUCAGUCCUCAAGGAUACAGGGUUAAUCAUUGCUCUCUGCAUUCAACAGGGAGAGACCGCCCCGAUCAAAGCUUUGUACCGGGCUGCGCAGGCUUUGAUAGCUUUGGAAAGAUGGAGAGAGGCCAAGGACGUUGUUCAGAGGGCUAAGCAGAUCCCAGGGGAGGAGAACAAAGUGGAGUGGAGAAAGUUGGAUGAGACCAUCGAGUCGAGCCAGAAGCGAGAAGCUGAGAAGCGAGAGAGGAUACGAAGGGAGAAGCUGUCCAGUUCGGCGCUGGAUCAAGCCAUCAAGUCCCGGGGCUUGAUACUCGUCAAGACGUCUAGUCCGCCAGACAAUCCACAUCCUGUGCAUUUCGAUCCAGAGGCUUUACCUCCCGCUCCUCCCCUUCAUGUGUCAGGGUCGUCUGCAAGCUCAGGAUCGCAUGAGAUCUGGUUACCUCCACCGAUCGACACGACACUCAUUUACCCCGUUUUCCUUCUAUACCCAUCUCACUCCCAAUCAGACUUUAUCACACAUUUCUCAGAGGAAACCUCUUUGUCAGAUCAUCUCAACGUCAUGUUCCCUUCGGUCUCCCCUACCUCAAACUCGCCAGCAUCACCGGAAUGGGAUACGAAGCGAGAAUAUGUCACCGAAAACCUCGUCGUCUACGUUGAGACAGCUCAAAAGCGUCUGCUCAAAGCUGGGAAGGAUCUGACCUUACGGGAAGUCAUAAAAAAGGCAGUCAAGGAAUCUGCUGAUGGAUCUGGCAAACCGGACGGGAUGGUGAUGCGAGAUGGAUUGUUGAGCUUCGUGGUGCUCGUCAAGGGGGAUCAAGAGAAACAGUGGAUAGAUCAAUUCAAAGCUGCCAGGGAUAAACCAGCUUAG